AAAAAAAAAAAAAUUGGGUUGUGAAAAAAAAAACGCUAUAUUUGAACAUCAAGAUUUUUUUUAUUAGCGUGUUCUUCGUUUUCACAAAGGCCACUUUUGCAGGAUGGGAAUGGCAUCUAAAAGGAAAAAAAACAAUGAGUAGUGAAGGUCCAGUUAAGAUUGUAGGAAUUAACCAUGGAGUAUGUCUGCAUCAUUUCUUGUUGAUGGAUGGAUGGAAGGAAAAAAGAACAAUUCACUGAUGUUAACAUUUUUUUGCCAGUCUCCAGAUGACAAUAAUGAACAACACAGCUUACAAAACAAGCUCCGUGCUAACAGACGUAUGAUUGGAUGAGGUGUUCUUGCUGCUGCCAGCCGGUUCUUUUCCAUCCUGUUACCUGAUUGUGAGUUAGACCUAGAUGUCUGCAUCUCAAUUGAUCUGAGCUUUGAAGAACUGUUUUGUGUUCUUGAGUACAUCUAUUCUGGGAAGCUGCUGUGUUCAGUCAAAAGCAAAGACAGAAUUUUAAGUAUUCUAAAAGAAUUUGAUAUUUUCGUGCCUGAUGAUCUACAGAAUUCAGUAGACUGUGGAAGAAAUGGAAGUAGUGAGGCAGAAGGGGAAAUAAUAUUUGAAGAAGCCAUUGCAAGUGAACCAAAAACUACUAAAGAUCCCACAAACAUUUCAGAGGAUAAAUCUCCCUUUGCAACUUCUGCCGAUGUUCGUGUAGUAAAUAGUGGAGAACUAAUUUUACGAGAACCCAAUAUUUCAAGCUCCAAUGAAGAUCCCUUCCAGUAUGAAGAAAAGCUUCCAGAAAAAUUCUCAAACAGUCAUAAGAUGUAUAGCAACAAAAGUAAAACUCAUUGUGGAUCAAAAAUGGCUAUUCUGAAUUCAAGCACCAAUGUUACUGAAACCAUUGUUGAACCGGAAAUCUCCAGACAUAAAGAUCCGGUCUUCACCGUAGUCACCAACCAACCCACUUCGCUGGAAGAAACGCUUGAAAGUAUCGUAUGGUCAGAGAUUGUAGCGGUUGAACCUCAAGAUAACCCAUCGCUAAGUAAUUGUGAUGUGCAUAGAAGUAGUGUAGAAGAUGAAUGGACUAUUCAGCAAAUACCGGAUAGGCAGACCGUUACGCUGCAGUUCCCUGCCCAGAUUCUUGGCAGUACGACUUUGAGCGCACUAAAAAAGGGAAAAAGAAGAAAAUUACAUUUGUUGAGGAAGAGACUGAAGACAGUGACCAAGAUCCCGAAGAUCAAGACCAAGAAGAUUCUCUUGGUUACGAAGAAAAUGAUGAAGUCAAAAGUAAAUCAGCAGUACAAACAUCUAACCAGUCUGACGAUCAAAGUAAUGGUUUUGAACCUCCGCUCAACUUUGAAGUAGCUGCAAAAAAGCUGGAUUCGUGUUUAGAUCAAAGUACAUCUACCCUAAGAUCGGAUGUGAAGCCUAGUUUGAAAGGAAUCGGAUGUUCUAGUUCACUUGAGGAUCUCACUCCAAACCUGGACGUGAGUGAUAGUGCUGAAGAAGAAGAAGAUAUUAUUCCUAAGUUGAAGUGCACACAAAACAAUGAAACCUCAAACGUCGAAGAACUAUUGGCCCUCUGCUCGGGAAAAUUCCCUGAUUCACUGACUUUCUGGAAGAGACACGCAAAUAAGUAGUUUGACUGAAAAUGCAGAUGACGAAUCUGAUGAAGAAGUUAAGCCGUUCGCAAGAAUAAUUCCAAUGGCUGAUGAGGAUGACGAGGAAGAUGGCUCCAGUAGUGCUCUCCCAAAAUUCGUUUCUGAAAAUGACGCUGAUGAACCUGGAACUGUGCCUUCUUUUUUAGAGGAUGGAGAAAAAUCACUGUCAAAGGUGAAAAAAAGGGCCCGUGUUUGUCUGUCAGAUGACGAAGAUGAAACUAUCGAUGAAAACCAUUCGUUUGUCGAAGAAGAGGGAAUGCAUGAAGAGGAACGAGAAUUUAGAGGUCUGACUGAGUUUUUUGAAGACGAGGCUGAACUGUCCGGUUCCGAAGUUGGCAGCGGUGACGAACGAGAAGACGAAAUGGAUGACUGGGAGGAGGAGGAAGGCGAUAAGGAGGAUAUUGAUGAAAACGAAGUUCGUGAGCAAGUUGGAAGAGCCCAUAUGAAGACAAUGCUUGAUCAAGACCAGCGUGAAGUUCGACUUUUUCAAGAGCUUUUUCUCGAAGAUGGAGAUUUGCAUUCUGAUGGCGGUGGAAGGCAAAGACAAUUUCGGUGGAAACAGGCUGAUGGUGAAAAUACUGAGGGAGACGGUGCCCGUCCAAAAAAUCAAGAAGAUGAAGAAGAUGAAGCUGCUGAAGAACAGGAUGAUCUCACAUGGAGAAAAAUUCACAGUGAUAGAGAAAAAUGGCUCCUGCAACAAAAGUCGCAACAGGAAACGAAUAAAGAAGUGCCAUUGGUUAUGAGCCGGCAAACUAAAAUGGUGAAAAUCAACACUGCUUCCAAAACCAUUAAUCAAAUUACAGAAGGCGAUUCCUCCGCUGCUACUGCCAACGCCAAGCAGUCAACGCAUUCUAAGGCGAACAUUGUGACCACUGUAGGUUACUUUUACAAAGUGCUUAACACAUUGUAGAGAUCAGCGCUUAUAUACUUUCCUACUUGGUGGAAAUGAUAUGAUCCUUCGAUAUGGUGAAGAUGAAGAAGGACGAGUUUUUUGUUAUGUUUUUGUAUUCUUGGAUCCAAAUGUACGGAUGGCUUUUCUUCUUCCCUGUC
Daphnia magna is the source of this 2697-nucleotide messenger RNA. Its product is annotated as claspin-like. NCBI's taxonomy places the organism in Eukaryota, Metazoa, Arthropoda, Branchiopoda, Diplostraca, Daphniidae. Gene Ontology annotation, molecular function: anaphase-promoting complex binding. Gene Ontology annotation, biological process: mitotic DNA replication checkpoint signaling; mitotic G2 DNA damage checkpoint signaling; activation of protein kinase activity. The transcript is spliced from 6 exons. The coding region runs from base 1691 to 2557 and encodes 288 amino acids. The record is from RefSeq and is a predicted model, not a curated record.